Rhodamnia argentea is the source of this 420-nucleotide messenger RNA. Its product is annotated as protein NOI4-like. The transcript has 3 exons. NCBI's taxonomy places the organism in Eukaryota, Viridiplantae, Streptophyta, Magnoliopsida, Myrtales, Myrtaceae. The coding region runs from base 159 to 398 and encodes 79 amino acids. The record is from RefSeq and is a predicted model, not a curated record.
UCAAUCGCUCCUCUAAUGAUCAGCGUGGGCACCGUCCCCCUCUCCCCCUCUGUCUCUCUCUCUCUCCAACUUCCAUUAUUCCUGGAAUUCUCUCUCCAUUAGAAGGAUCUCCUCUCUGAAAAACCAUCCGAUCCUCGGUAUCGUUCCCUUCGUCCUGCAUGGCUUCGGCAGGUCGGCCGCUGCCCAAGUUCGGGGAGUGGGAUGUGAACAACCCGGCAUCUGCCGAGGGAUUCACCGUCAUCUUCAACAAGGCGAGAGACGAGAAGAAGACCAGCGGGACCGCGGCGAACAUGGUGUCCCCUCGAAGGAACGUGUCCCCUCGAAGAACCAAGUCGACUUACAGCAAGAACGAGAAGAGGCAGCAGAGUCCUAAGAGGAAAUGGCUCUGCUGCGGCUGACUUCAACUGCUGCUCUUGAGGC